Messenger RNA from Symbiodinium sp. CCMP2592, 1373 nucleotides. The record is from the annotation of a GenBank genome assembly. NCBI's taxonomy places the organism in Eukaryota, Dinophyceae, Suessiales, Symbiodiniaceae.
AUGUUCACCUGCAGUCCCACUCAAACCUUCCAACUCUCUAGCUCACUAGCUCUGACCACUGAGGCUGACACUUCCGGGGUUCCGAGCGUACCAUCUUGCGCCAAGAUUGGCGUGGCAUACUCGGAAGACCGGGACACAGCCCGUUCUCUGCCCAAUGGUGCCUACCUCGCAGACGCCAAGAUGUGCCAGCAGCUGCUCGGUGAAACUUGGCAUGCAGAUGAUCUGGAGCUGUUCCGGUGGUUCAGUUUGCAUUCACAGCUCAUGCGGCAGCUGAACUUCAAGUCGAUGUUUUUUCUGUCGGGCACCGGGAUGCUAGACUGCACCCACUUCACUUGGAAGGAGGACUCCUUCCCUGGCGGUGCCUGCUACCUCUUCAAACAACUGGGCAAGGAGGAGCCUGAUGCAAAGGCGAUUAGUGGCCCGAAGGCCUGUGUUAGCUCGGAGGAUGCGAAGGUCGCUCAGGACAUGCCAACCUUGCCACCAGUGGCAGUGAUAACGCCGACGGUGAAGCCGAUUAUCGUGGUGGUGAAAAGGCCUCUGCUUCAUGUUCCCGGCUGCGGCUUCUUCGUGCUGCAGCUUCGACACCCGACGGGUCCGAAGAUCUAUAAUUACCUGGAUUCCACCUUGGGCGCAGCUCCUGCCGCAACCGGGGGCGGCAGCAACAUGAUGACCACUGCGCUGGCCGGUGGUGCCGUGGCCGCCAUUGGCAUUGGGGGGGUUGCCUACUACUUCCUCGCCGGAGGAAAGAAAAGCAAGGACGCGAUGAUCGCGGACGAGGACAUGGGGUUCUAUCAGCAAGUGCCAGCCUACCAGCCUGCCACGACUGCCGCGACCUACACCUAUCAGUACCCAGGGAUCCAGGCGGGCCCGGAACAGUUGACAAGAGUGGUGUCCGAGAUUGGCGAGCUUGCCAUGAUAGCUCAAAACCACACCUCGGGGUUGGCGACCCAUGCUACCGGAAGUUUGCUUGACAAUUUCGAGUGGCUGAAGCAGCAUGGUGACGAAGCUCUUGAGGCCGCCGCACAUUGCCAGGACGUCGUUGUCCAGCUGUCGAAGCUGUCCGAGCACUGCCGGGUGUCGAACCAGCUUGAGAAUUUCGCAGCAGUGGUUGCUUGGAUAGCGAUCGAACAGACAGGAGAGGAAGGCUCGAGCUCCUUCUUGGCCGAUUUGGCGCGCUCUCCACCAGCUCUGGCCAUGAAAGAGAAGGCCCAAAAGGCGAUCCUUGCCAGCACCCAAGCCAGCAUGGAUGAGGCCUGCAAUCCAGAGUGCGCCCUGGACCACCAUCACGAGUUCUUUGAGGCUUUUGCCGGAUGCUAUGCUCCUUCGGUGUGCGCAGCAUCGGGGAUGGGCGAAGUGAGCUUUCAUCGAUGCAG